UCGAGUAGAGGUGCGAUGGACGUCAGUCAAAUAGGAUAAGCGCACACGUGAGCUCGCGCACUAGCGUGGUGGCAAUCACGAAUCAACAGGAUCGAAAUCAUCAACAAUAGCGACCGCCACUCGAGCGAGCAUUGGCUCAUCAAGGACUCCUGCAUGUUUGUUUGGCGUUUGUUUCGGAUGAAGAGAUCCGUUUCUGGCAUUCCAGCUCUCAAUAAUGUCGCGAACCCACCAAAGAAAGAGGAGGCGCGUUGGCCACUCAGCUUCAAGAUAACACCAAAGCAAGGCUUGGAGGCGGUUGGCGUUUCUAAAACAGGAAAAACCCCGGCAACUCGAUGGUGGAGCCAUUCGUUGUAUCGUGGACCGAAUGAUGAGCGCGUUAAGAUCCUCUACAGCAAGACGAAGGCGCAUUCAGAGGUCUUGGCAAAGCAAUUCUUGGAAGAGAAGGUCGUCGGCUUCGAUAUGGAAUGGCCAUGGGACGAAUUCCGGCGGCCCGACAUACUUCAGAACAAGGUUGGCCUUAUCCAGGUUGCUACAGAAGAUACGAUUGCCCUCUUUCACAUCGGCCUACACACAGGGGACACGACCGACGAAAUCCUGGCCCCAUCAUUGCGCAAGCUGAUCGAGGACCCGAAGAUUGGCAAGCUUGGCGUUGGCAUACUCAGCGCAGACUUCGCCCGGUUGCAUAAGUUCUUCAAGCUGGACCCGAAAGGCGCGAUCGAAUUGAGCCAUCUCCACCGUCUCGUGACGUUUGGCAAGCGGGCGCCGAACCAAGUCUCAACUAAGAUGACGAGUCUCGCACGCCAGGUCGAACAGCACCUAGGACACCCUCUCUUCAAGGGAGAUGUGCGGAAAUCGAACUGGAGCAAGCCGUUGUCACAGGAGCAGAUCAAGUAUGCCGCAGGAGAUGCGUAUGCUGGUGUUAUGCUGUACCACUACUUGAACUACCAGCGGCUCCAGAUGGAUCCAGUGCCGCCUAUGCCCAUCCAUGCCGACAAAUAUCUUGGUCACGGCUAUAAAUUCGGGAAGAUCCGCUCGCUUUAUCUGGAGCCUGCGGUAGAGGGCGGUAAGAUUGUGACUUCGGCCUACUUUUUUGGAGUCCCGACUGCGCCAGCAGAUCCAUAUCUAGGGCCAAAGAGAUCGGAGGCUGCAUUUAAAACGACACCCAAGUCUGCAACGGACACCAGAACCCCCAGCGAUGAACGCCCGGGCACAGAGCUCAUACUUUGCAAACACCCUUCUGGGCUGCCUGAUGAGACGUCACAAUCACACGCACUUUAUAACGAACUGGUUAAAUGGCGCGCAGCUCGUGCUGCUAGAACAAACAAUUGGGCAAAGCGUAUCAUGACAGACGCGAACCUUCGGGAUCUUGCGCACGCGCGUCCUCUUGAUAGCUCGUCGUUCAUGGCCAUUCAAGGCUUUGGGGAAAUGAAAGAGAAAUAUUACGGCAAGCAGGUCAGGAACGUCAUCGCGUCGUUCAUCGCCAGAAGUGGUGACGCCGCGCCUGCGAACACGGUAGACACGCCGUCCACGACAAGCCACCCAGUAACCAAAGGCCUCAUUGAGGGGCAAGAGGAUUCUGCCACUUCUGACGGCAGUUCCUCGCCGGCUUUUGGGACGCCGCCUGCGCGUGCACCCCAGCUGCCCACCGGGCUGUCCUUCAUACUGGCAGACACGCGUCUUGCGGAGUCUGAGGACUCGGACGACAGCCUGCCCUCCAUCGACUUUGGCCUGUCCCCCACAUCGAAGAGCGCGUCGGGAGAGAAGCGAAAACGGAGCCAGAGUCCGGCGAAGCAGGCAGCGCCGGACAGCCCGCAGAUGCCACAGCUGAAGACCCGGUACGAAGUGUCGCGUCCAUCAGUGUCGCAUCCGUCAGUGUCGCAUCCGUCAGUGUCGCAUCCGUCAGAACCGCCGUUACCAGGGCUGUCAGCAGUGUCAAUCGCAUUAGCUGAGUUUCCGGCAGCAUCAGAGUUCGGACCGUUGCCACUUGCACAAAGAGAAACAUCCGAGUCUUCUGUGACGCCGCGCUCAAGACGGCCACGAUCGUCGCGAAAAGCAUUAGCUGAGACUCUGGUGUCUGCAGAGAUCGAACAGUUACUAUCGUCACCAAGAGAAUCACCACCGCCGCCUAAAACACCAGCUGAGCGUCUGACAGAGCAAGAACAGUCACUGUUGUUACUGAGAGAAAAGCCAGAGUCUUCUGCAGUGCCACGCCCAAGACGGUCCUCAACACGAUCGCCAUCAUCAAAAACAUCACCGAGGGCGAAGGCAGGGCCAGCAGCACCCUCUCCUACAGCAGAAGCACCCCUCCCACUGCAAACACGGCUCUUCCACAACAAACUCGUCGCAUUCAGCAAGUUGGUUGCCACCAGGCGGAAGACGCAAGCGUCCGAUCUCGUGUCGGUCAAGGCGCUGGAGGCAAUUGCCAGGAACCCGCCGCGAUCGCGCAGCGAGCUGCGCAGUAGACCAGGUAUGGAGAAGUUGUUCCUCGCGUGCAAGGACGAGAAGAUGGACUUGUUCACCAAGGUUGAGAGAUUUUCAUCGACAGGGAAGCCCGUUAAUGGGACGCUGAAGGAUGCUUGAGUAGGUUUGAAUGCUUGAUACCAUCUGUUGAAUUGCAAUCGUUGUUCGCACUUCUCGCCGGCAGCAUGGCUGUGGUUGGUCAAUGGCGACUGCAGGGACACAUGUGGGGCUUAUCGUGAGAUGCUGCGUCUCGUAUCGCGUACACUGCGUCUGCCAUCCUAUUCGACAGCCCAGGCUGGGGAAUUAACGCGCUCGCUUCUCGCACCCAAACAGCCCCCAGGCGCUGUGCAACUCGACCCAUUACAGCGCCGCGCAGCUCCUCG
This is a messenger RNA of Boeremia exigua, 2843 nucleotides long. RefSeq lists its product as uncharacterized. Gene Ontology annotation, molecular function: nucleic acid binding; nucleotide binding; 3'-5' exonuclease activity. The record is from RefSeq and is a predicted model, not a curated record. Gene Ontology annotation, biological process: nucleobase-containing compound metabolic process. Bases 154 to 2580 code for a protein of 808 amino acids. The transcript has a single exon. NCBI's taxonomy places the organism in Eukaryota, Fungi, Ascomycota, Dothideomycetes, Pleosporales, Didymellaceae.